Messenger RNA from Prorocentrum cordatum, 2814 nucleotides. NCBI's taxonomy places the organism in Eukaryota, Dinophyceae, Prorocentrales, Prorocentraceae. The record is from the annotation of a GenBank genome assembly.
AUGAACACAUACAUGAGCUGGAAGCACGUGACAAGCUUGGCGGAGACAGAGCACGCUGGUCAGGCACGUGAGGCUCGAACGAUCUCCGUGAAAAAGCUGGGAGCAGUAGUGAAAGAUGUGUUCACCGAGAUGACUGGCUCUGCAUGGAGCUGGUCUUCCCUGCCCCUGGCAGGUUGGAAGUGUUCGUGGAACGAGACAGCCGACACGGAAAAGGACCAGGGGUGGAGCGACGCCAUGUGGACAAGCCCAGACAAGUCUCAUUGGCAGUGGGGCUCAGGCGAGUUGUCCAGCGACGCUCGCCGAGCGGACUAUAUUGACCCCGAGCACUGGAUGAAUUGGGCCGACUACAAGAUCUGGAAGCGGAAGAUCUUCAUAUGGCAGAACAACGCAGAUAUGAAGCAGUUGACGGUAGAGUUGCAGCGCAAGCUUGAGCAUCUUCCCGACCAAGUUCAGGAGGGAGCAGGAGGAGGGGCCCACUCAGUGAGGUAUUUGACGACAGACGCGAAGACCUGCGACGAGGCGCUGAGAGCUCUAAGAGAUCUGAAUGCGACGAAGAAGGAGAGUCUAACCUCGACUCGGGUGAAGACGACAAUGGCUGGCGAUUUUUCCGAAUGCGUGCCAGGGCGUGCCCGGGAAGACGUGCCCAGCCUGGAGGGCGUUCUUCUGAUGUGCAGCGACCUGAGCUCUAUGAGAUCGGGGGGCGAGAUGACCCAGCUGGGCGCCACGUGGAAGCAUGGCGGGGACUACACGCGACAGCUGAAAGUGGGCGGGAAGUCUUUCAGCGACCUCCACCCGUCUCUGGAGCGACCGACCGCGCAUCUGGUGGCAGAGACGACUGGGGGCAUCCGCAAGACCAUAAUGGCGAUUUCAGAGGUCAUCAUGCGGACGCAAUGCCGGGAGUGUAAGCAGAAGGGCCGCUGGGGGGGCGAGUGCCCGAACCCCCCUGCGGCCGGGCCCCCGGCGCCCUCCGCCGUCAUCGUCCCCGACAGUGGCGCGUCGGACUCGGGCCCGAUCUUGGCGGCCGUGGAGCAGGUGGAGAAGUGGGUCGACCGCGCCCGUGGGAUCUUGUCCAAGGCUCUCGCGGGCGGGCCGUGGGUCGACGGCGCCUUUCUGCAGCUGGCGGCCGGGCGUCUACAGGCUCCGCCCGGGGCCGGCUUCGUCGGUGAGCCGGCUGCGUUCAAGUGGAGGUCGGACCUGAAGCAGAAUGGCCACCGCGCCGUGCGGGCUCGAGUGCCUCGCGGAGAGAUCGCGGGCGGUCUGGUUCCCGUGCCGCCGCCCCCGCAGAAGUUCGACGCCCCGGCUGGAGACGCGGGGGGCGGCGGGUGCCUUGGCCAGGGGGACAGCCUGGCCGCCUCGACGGAGAGGGUUCUGUUCCGGGAGGAUCCGACCGUGAUGGGCUUGUUGCAGGCCGACAAGCCGCAAACCCUGGGGGGCCCGCUGAGUAAGCGGGCGCACCCCGAGGGGGCGGCCAGAGGCGCCGAGGCCCUUCCGCCGCCGCUCGGCGAAGGUGGCGGCGGCAACGGUUCUCCGAUGCAGUCGCAAGGGAGCGAGGCUCGGGACGGGGGCGAGGUGGGUGUCGCCGACGCCCGCGGCCUCUCCAGGGCGGCAGCACGGGGGACGAGUCGGCGUCGCCGCCACCCACGGCCUCUCUGGCGAGGCUGCUCUACCAGGCUUCGCCGGCGCCCGGGCCGCCUUCGGCGGCGCCGCCGCGUAUCAGAAGCCACCGCCCGCUGGGCAGGCUGCCGGGAGCGCCGCCGGCUCGACGACGGAUGGGGUGUCUCUGGCCCUGGCGACCGCAGGCGCCGCCGUGGCCAUGCGCGCGGCGGCCGCGGCCCUGCGCGCCGAGGGCGAGGCCGAGGCGGCACCGGCGAAGGAGGAGAGCUCCUUCGCCAAGUACUCGGUGGUGAUCUACAUCGCCCUCUGGUAUGUCUUCAACAUCGCGCGGCGGCGGGCAACAUCUACAACAAGACUGCGCUGAACAUCUACCCCUUCCCGUGGGCGGUUGCGCUGUGGCAGAUGGCCUUCGGCUGGUUGAUCUUCGUGCCCCUGUGGCUCACGGGCAUCCGCAAGACGCCCAAGCUGACCAUCAAGCAGGCGAUCACGCUCUCCCCGGCCGCCCUCGGGCACCUGGCCACGCACGUGGGCGCCGUGGUGGCCUUCUUCGCCGGAGCCGUCUCCUUCGGCCACAUCGUCAAGGCGUCGGAGCCAGUGGUAUCGUCGAUCCUGAAUGCCGUUUUCCUGGGCGAGGUGCUGGCCUGGCAGGUCUACGCCGCCUUGACGCCGAUCAUCGCUGGCGUGGCCAUCGCCAGCGCCUCCGAGCUGUCCUUCACGUGGCUCUGCUUCGGCGCGGCCAUGGGCUCCAACCUUGGCUCCGCGGCUCGCGCGGUCUACAGCAAGAAGGUCAUGUCGGGCGGCCAGAUCGGAGAGAACAUGGACUCUGCCAACACGUACGCUGUGCUCACCAUCAUGGCAACCUUCAUGCUCAUCCCGAUUUCCCUCGCCAUUGAGGGUCCCUCCGCCAUGCUGAAGGGCUUCCACGCCGCCAAGGCGGGCCACGGCCUGCCCUUCGUGAUGGCCAUGCUGUACAGCGGGUUCACCUAUUACAUGUACAACGAGGUCGCAUUCCUGGCCCUUGGGAAGCUGGACGCAGUCUCCCACGCAGUGUGCAACGCGAUGAAGCGGGUGGUGAUCAUCAUCGCGGCCAUCGUUGUCUUCAAGACGCCAGUAACGGCUACCGGCAUCGCCGGCAGCAGCAUCGCCAUCGCUGGAACCCUGCUCUAUUCCCUGGCGAAGAACAAGUAUCCCAGCAAGUGA